CACGCACUAACAGAAACCAAAAACACCCAAAUUUCGCUCAUUUUUUCAUUCUUGAGAAUGGGAUUUCCAGUUGCAUACACUGAUCCAAUUCCCAAAUUUGUGGUAUAUAUACUGAUGGUAUUAGGAUUUGUGCAGAAAUUUGUGUGCGCUCUGCUAUCUUUUUUACGGCUGGGGAAUUUUCUGGAGCCGGAAACGGCGUCGUAUGCGCCGCCCGAUUAUUCUAGCGCGGCGCUGAUCCGCGAGCUGCUGCCGGUGGUCAAGUUUGCAGAUUUGGAGCAGGAUCUUGACUCGCCGGAGAGCUGCGCGGUGUGCCUGAACGAAUUCGGCGGCGAGGACGAGAUCCGGCGGCUGAGGAACUGCCGGCACAUAUUCCACCGGAGCUGCGUCGAUCGGUGGAUGGACCACGAUCGGCAGACGUGCCCGCUCUGUCGCAUGCCGUUCAUACCGGAGGAAAUGCUGGAGGCAUUCGACGAGCGAAUAUGGCUUGCCUCCGGCAUCUCCCACCUUUACGCCGACUAUUCGCUAAUUACGGCUGGUUUGUAGAUAUUCCAACAGUCCGCGAUUGGGAGUCCCAGUUGAGUUGGAGACGAAUUUUAAAAAUACCACAAGAAAAGCGGAUGAUAAAAUUAAAAUGUGUCUCAUUUUUAUGCAGUAGUAAUAAAAUGUAAGUAGAAUGAAUUAGUGGAAUGCAGACGCACCCACAUGGACUCGUAAUUACCGACGUAGUGAGUAUUUUUUUUCUUCAUUUGUUUUGAAAUGUAUAUAUUAUAUGGAGGAAAAGUUGAAAAAUUAUGGCAUUUCGAAAUGAAAGAAGCACAAGUUUUUUUUUGAA
This is a messenger RNA of Salvia hispanica, 832 nucleotides long. The record is from RefSeq and is a predicted model, not a curated record. Lineage: Eukaryota; Viridiplantae; Streptophyta; Magnoliopsida; Lamiales; Lamiaceae.